This is a messenger RNA of Lymnaea stagnalis (great pond snail), 870 nucleotides long. The record is from the annotation of a GenBank genome assembly. NCBI's taxonomy places the organism in Eukaryota, Metazoa, Mollusca, Gastropoda, Lymnaeidae.
GUUAGGAUGGCAACGCCGAGACGCGACAUCAAACUCAUCAUCGUUGGCAAAACUGGAGUGGGGAAAAGCGCAACGGGGAACACGGUUCUGGGGAGGUAUCACUUUAAAAGUUCCCCUUGCGCAGGUAACGCAUCGGUUACAAACACAUUUGAAAAGGCUUCGACAUGUAACAGAGGUCGCAUAAUUACGGUUGUGGAUUGCCCGGGUAUUAAAGACACUGAUCUCAACGAAGAAGAUGGUUCUGUUUUAACCGACGAUGCCAAAAAACAAAUUUUCGCAGAUGCGCCUGAAGGCUUUGAUGCUUUUCUUUUGGUUUUUCUUUUUAGCGUGCGAUACACCAAGGAAUAUGUACAAACAGUUGCUCAUCUGAAGCAACAGUUUGGGGGAGAAUUUUUCAGAUUCUGUAUUCUCGCGUUCACUCACGGAGACGCCUACGACGCUACUGAGACGGAGUACGAAUCAUUUCCGGGUUGGAUCAACACACAAGAAGGUUCUUUCAAAACGUUGGUGGAGGCAUGCGGCAAGAGGUGUGUCCUGUUUGAUAACAAAACCAAAGACGAGACGAAGAGAACGUCCCAGGUGGAUCAGUUGAUUAAAUUGAUUGACCAACGCAGUGCCCUUGGGCUGAGGUACACGGGUGACCAUCUCAAGAUGGCUGAAUUUGUACGUGCGAGAAAUAGGGUUGAAGCCAAGCGCCAUUUGAUCAAGGCCGAAAGCGAGGAAGAGAACGGUCUGAUCAAGCAGCAUCUUGACACUGUUAAGUCGAGCGAACCGAAGAAACAGUUGCAGCUGCUGGCAGGACUGAAGAGAAGGGGAGAAACGUUGUGCCAUCGUAUCAAAGAACUCGAUGAUGGCACCGGUGUCUUGAAA